Molecule: messenger RNA, 5543 nt
Organism: Cornus florida
Lineage: Eukaryota; Viridiplantae; Streptophyta; Magnoliopsida; Cornales; Cornaceae
Exons: 10
Coding region: 121-5217 (1698 amino acids)
Molecular function (GO): protein binding
Source: RefSeq, a predicted model, not a curated record
UAAUCUUAACCUUUACCCCCUUCUCUCUCAACUCUCUGCUCUCUCUCUCUCUCGAUAAAGAAAAACAGAGAUUAUAAAGUUACAGAGAGAGAAACCUAGAAAUACACAGAAACGGGGACGAUGAAGAAACAUCAACAUCACAGCUUAUCAUCAUCCGAAGCAGUCUCAUCAUCAUCUUCGACAUCCUCGUCUGACCAUUUUCAGCCGUCCGUACAGGUGACAUCAUCGUCUCCAUCGCCGUCGCCGUCGGCGGCGGCGGCGAGGGCACAGCCGGAGAAGUCCGUGGUGUCGGUACCGGCCGCGGAGGAUCCGGCGGUGUCGCGCGACGCCGCGGGCGGCCAAGAAUCGGUGACGGUAGAGCGGCGUGGCGAGUUUGCGGCGGUGUGCAAAUGGAGCAUCGUCAAUUUCCCCAAGGUUAAAGCUAGGGCACUGUGGAGCAAGUACUUCGAGGUCGGCGGCUACGAUUGUCGCCUCUUGGUGUACCCUAAAGGCGAUUCUCAAGCUCUGCCUGGUUAUAUAUCUAUCUAUCUCCAAAUCAUGGACCCCCGGAAUACGUCGUCGUGUAAAUGGGAUUGCUUCGCCAGCUACCGCCUCGCCGUCGUGAACCCCCACGAUGAAUCGAAGUCCAUUCAUCGCGAUUCUUGGCACCGGUUCUCGAGCAAGAAGAAAUCGCACGGUUGGUGUGACUUCACCCCUUCAGCUUCAAUUCUCGACCCUAAAUCUGGUUUUAUGCUCAAUAAUGAUACAAUUCUUAUAACUGCUGAUUUACUUGUGCUGAAUGAAUCAUUUAAUUUCACGCGCGAUAAUAAUGAAUUACAAUCAAAUUCGAUGUUGUCUUCCAUUGUAACCGGGCCAGUUGGUGAUGUGUUGAGUGGGAAAUUUACUUGGAAGGUUCAAAAUUUCAGUUUGUUUAAGGAAAUGAUCAAGACUCAGAAGAUAAUGAGCCCUGUUUUCCCGGCAGGAGAGUGUAAUUUACGCAUUAGUGUUUAUCAGAGCUCGGUUAAUGGGGCCGACUAUUUGUCAAUGUGUUUGGAGAGUAAAGAUACAGAGAAAACAUUGGUUUCGGAUAGAAGUUGUUGGUGUUUAUUUCGAAUGUCUGUGUUGAAUCAGAAGCCGGGAAUGAAUCACAUGCAUAGGGACUCAUAUGGGCGGUUUGCAGCGGAUAAUAAAAGUGGGGACAAUACCAGUUUAGGCUGGAAUGAUUAUAUGAAGAUGUCGGAUUUUAUUGGGUCAGAGUCGGGGUUCUUGGUGGAGGAUACAGCAGUUUUUAGUACAUCUUUUCAUGUGAUUAAGGAACUUAGUAGUUUUUCGAAGAAUGGGGGUCUGCUUGGAGGGAGGAGUGGAAGUGGUGCAAGGAAGUCUGAUGUGCAUAUGGGGAAAUUCACUUGGAGAAUCGAGAAUUUCACAAGGUUGAAGGAUCUUCUGAAGAAGAGGAAGAUUACAGGGCUUUGCAUCAAGAGCAGGAGAUUUCAAAUUGGGAAUCGGGAUUGUCGGCUUAUUGUAUAUCCCCGAGGGCAGUCUCAACCACCAUGCCACCUUUCAGUCUUUCUGGAAGUUACAGAUUCACGAAAUACUUCUAGUGAUUGGAGUUGUUUUGUGAGCCAUCGGCUGUCAGUUGUGAACCAGAGGAUGGAGGAUAAGUCUGUUACGAAGGAAUCUCAGAAUCGCUACUCCAAAGCUGCAAAGGACUGGGGCUGGCGUGAAUUUGUGACACUGACUAGUCUCUUCGAUCAAGAUUCUGGGUUUCUCGUGCAGGAUACUGUUAUAUUUUCUGCAGAAGUUCUUAUUUUGAAAGAGACAUCCAUAAUGCAGGAUUUUACUGAUCAAGAUCAUGAGUCAUGCAAUGCUGAUUUCCAGCCAGAUGGAGUUGGGAAAAAGAGUUCAUUCACAUGGAAGGUGGAGAACUUCCUCUCUUUUAAGGAAAUAAUGGAAACACGAAAAAUCUUUAGCAAAUUCUUUCAAGCUGGUGGAUGUGAGCUUCGGAUUGGUGUGUAUGAGUCCUUUGACACCAUAUGUAUAUAUCUAGAGAGUGAUCAAUCGGUUGGCAGUGAUCCUGAUAAAAACUUUUGGGUCAGAUACAGAAUGGGUGUGGUGAAUCAAAAAAAUCCUGCUAAGACUGUGUGGAAGGAGUCUUCUAUUUGUACAAAAACAUGGAAUAAUUCUGUUCUUCAAUUCAUGAAGGUUUUGGAUAUGCUUGAUGCAGAUGCAGGGUUUCUUGUACGUGAUACGGUUGUCUUUGUUUGUGAAAUCAUGGACUGCUGCCCUUGGUUUGAGUUUUCGGAUCUAGAGGUUUUUGCUUCAGAAGAUGAUCAAGAUGCUCUGACAACCGACCCUGAUGAACUCAUUGAUUCUGAAGACAGUGAAGAGAUAAGUGGAGAUGAAGAAGACAUCUUCAGAAAUCUUCUUUCAAGAGCAGGCUUUCACCUCACAUAUGGAGACAAUCCUUCACAGCCACAGGUCACUUUAAGAGAGAAGCUUCUCAUGGAUGCUGGUGCAAUAGCUGGUUUCCUGACUGGACUCCGUGUUUAUCUUGAUGAUCCUUCUAAAGUGAAGCGCUUACUUCUUCCAACUAAGCUCUCUGGCAAUAAUGAUGGAAAGAAAGUUACCAAAAGUGAUGAAUCUUCUCCCAGUCUGAUGAAUUUGUUGAUGGGAGUUAAGGUUUUGCAGCAGGCUAUCAUUGAUCUACUUUUGGAUAUAAUGGUUGAGUGUUGCCAACCUUCAGAAGGAAGUUCUAGUGUUGAUUCUUCGGAUGCAAACUCUAAAUUUUCUCCGGAUGGCAGUGGAGCUGUCAGUCCGUUGGAAUCUGAUGGGGAAAAUGAAGCAACAGAAUCUGCCCAACUCCCUGUACGUAACAGACUGGAUUCUUUGAUAGAUGAAAGCACCAGCAGAUAUUCUGCACAAAGCUCUGACAUGAACGAGAUUGACAUACCUCAAAAAACACUUCCUGGACAGCCUACAUGUCCACCAGAGACAUCUGCUGCUGGUUUCUCAGACAAUGCUUUCCUUCGCUCUAAGACGAAAUGGCCAGAGCAGUCUGAGGAACUCCUGGGAUUGAUUGUGAACUCAUUGAGAGCUCUAGAUGGAGCCGUUCCACAAGGUUGUCCUGAGCCAAGACGAAGGCCCCAUUCUGCACAAAAGAUUGCUCUUGUAUUGGAUAAAGCUCCUAAGCAUCUGCAACCUGACCUAGUUGCUUUGGUGCCCAAAUUGGUUGAGCAUUCAGAGCAUCCACUUGCUGCUUGUGCACUUCUGGAUCGAAUUCAGAAGCCUGAUGCAGAACCUGCAUUAAGAUUACCUGUAUUCGGUGCUCUAAGCCAAUUGGAUUGUAGCAGUGAUGUGUGGGAACGUGUUCUACUUCGAUCUCUUGAACUUUUGGCAGACUCAAAUGAUGAACUUCUAGUUGUAACUGUGGAUUUUAUAUUUAAAGCUGCAUUGCGAUGCCAACAUCUUCCAGAAGCUGUUAGAUCUGUUCGUGUUAGGCUAAAAGAUUUGGGAACUGUGGUUUCCCAAUGUGUUCUUGAUUAUUUAAGCAGAAUGGUACAUAGUUCACCAGCUGUUGCUGAAGCUAUUUUAAGAGAUAUUGAUUGUGACAGUGAUUUUGAUGACAAUUGCUCAGCAAUGCCUUGUGGCCUCUUCUUAUUUGGUGAAAAUGGCUCUGCUUCUGAGAGAAUGCAUGUGGUAGAUGAGCAAGCUUUCCAUGCUAGUCGUCAUUUUUCUGAUAUUUAUAUCCUGAUUGAGAUGUCAUCUAUCCCUUGCCUUUCUGUUGAAGCUUCCCAAACUUUUGAGAGAGCUGUUGCUCGAGGGGAAGUUAUGGCUCAGUCAGUAGCUAUGGUCUUAGAAAGACGUAUUGCCCGAAGAUUUAAUUUUGCUUCACAAUUCGUUGCUGAAAAUUUUCAGCAUGCAGAUAUGAUUGUUGAGGGAGAAACCCUUGAGCAGAUGAAAGCCCAAAUAGAUGAUUUCACUUCCAUUCUUGGUCUUGCUGAGACAUUGGCCCUCUCUAGAGACCCUCGUGUGAGAGGAUUUGUAAAGGUUCUUUACACUAUAUUGUUUAAAUGGUAUGCCGAUGAGUGCCACCGAUUAAAGAUGCUGAAGAGACUUGUGGAACGUGCCACCAACACAACCGAUAAUAGUCACAAGCUUGAUUUAGAUUUGGAAAUUUUGGUGACCUUGGUUUGUGAAGAACAAGAAAUUGUUCGGCCAGUUCUGAAUAUGAUGCGGGAGGUUGCUGAACUUGCAAAUGUUGAUCGGGCAGCUCUUUGGCAUCAGUUAUGUGCCAAUGAAGAUGAAAUUCUUCGCAUUCGUGAAGAAAGAAAAGCUGAAAUUUCCAGUAUGGUUAAAGAAAAAGCUAGUAUAUCACAAAGGCUGAGCGAAUCUGAGGCCAUGAACAACCGUCUUAAGUCUGAAAUGAGGGCUGAGAUGGAUCGUUUUGCUCGGGAAAGGAAAGAGCUCUCGGAACAGAUACAAGAAGGUGAGAGUCAACUUGAAUGGUUCCGCUCAGAACGAGAUGAUGAAACUGCAAAGCUCAUGACCGAGAAAAAGGUUCUUCAGGAUCGUCUGCAUGAUGCAGAGACACAACUUUCUCAACUGAAGUCCCGCAAGCGUGAUGAGUUGAAGAGAGUCGUGAAGGAGAAAAAUGCUCUUGCAGAAAGAUUAAAGAGUGCUGAAGCUGCACGGAAAAGAUUUGACGAAGAACUGAAGCACUAUGCCACAGAAAAUGUAACUCGAGAAGAAAUUCGGCAGUCACUUGAGGAUGAAGUUCGACGGUUGACACAAACAGUUGGGCAAACUGAAGGGGAAAAGCGUGAGAAGGAAGAACAGGUUGCUCGAUGUGAAGCAUAUAUUGAUGGGAUGGAAUCCAAAUUGCAGGCCUGCCAGCAAUAUAUUCACACCCUUGAGACCUCACUUCAGGAAGAAAUGUCGCGACAUGCCCCUCUAUAUGGUGCGGGCUUGGAAGCUCUAUCAAUGAAGGAGUUGGAGACACUGUCACGCAUCCAUGAAGAAGGGCUCAGGCAAAUACAUGCUCUCCAACAGCGUAAAGGGAAUCCAGUUGGUAGUCCCCUUGUGAGCCCUCACGCCAUCCCACACACUCAUGGAUUGUAUGCUGCUGCACCACCUUCAGUGGCCGUUGGGUUGCCUUCUUCUCUCAUCCCCAAUGGCGUCGGGAUGCACAGCAAUGGGCACAUGAAUGGUGCUGUCGGACCCUGGUUCAACCAUACUUGAACCCCAGCCAGGUUCAAACGCUCCUUUACCUCGCUAUCAGUGAUGUUUCACAGCCUUGUACACCAAUUACGAGCUUGAUAAUGUCUCCGGAGGGGUUUUAUCUACCUUUUGUGUCUGGGCAUUUUGGCUGGUAGGAUCUUUGGGUUUGUUGUGGGGAAAGGGCACUACUACGAAAUCGGAUAAAUGGGAAGGGUAGUGUUUUUGUAAUUGGGUGUGAGGAAGCAAGUCCAAUAGAAUUAACAGUUGCAAGUGCCAUAUUCCUGCAAUUUUCCCCCCCGUUUAUUAAUUAAAGCAUUUAGAAAAAGUUUUGCUUAGUUCACUCUUUA